Danaus chrysippus (African queen) is the source of this 1245-nucleotide messenger RNA. NCBI's taxonomy places the organism in Eukaryota, Metazoa, Arthropoda, Insecta, Lepidoptera, Nymphalidae. The record is from the annotation of a GenBank genome assembly.
AUGUUUCAGAAUUCGGUACUUAAGAGUAAACUGCAAAGUAAAAUAGAUGCACUCUCCAUAAUGAGCAAUGAACUUGAUAAAUGUUGUAUGGAGAGAGAUAGAUACAAAAUACUAGUCGAACAAUUAAAAUGUAAGAAACAUAUGCAAGUUAAUAAUAAUCUUGAUAGAUUUGCACCAACCAACACAAUCAGUGGCAGCGAAAUAUUAGCUAGGACAAAAGAAAGCAAUAAUAUGCUUAAAUUAGAGGUAGAAAGUUUAAAGAGUAAGCUUGAAGAAGCUAAUGGUGAUAUAUUAGCAUUAAGGAAGGAAUUACAGAAGAUUGUUUUAGAAGAACACAAUGGGAAUAAGAAAACAUGUACCGCCUUCUCUAAGACGGAUUAUGAAAUACUUGUUCAGGAUUUGGAAAAAGUUCAGAAAAAGUAUCAACAGAUACAACUAGAUUACAGGACAACUUUGGAUGAGAAAGAAGAAUUAGUAUCAGAUCGUGAUUAUUACAAAAAUAAAGUACAAAGAUUGAUCAGUCAGAUCUUUAACAAUAGUGUGAAGACAGAUAAUGAGAAAUCUACACCGUUUGUGGAUGUGGAUGCUCUGUUAACAGAAAAUAAAUAUCUUCAUGAGAGAAUAACACAACUACAGGUUGAGAAGGAAAUUGUUAAAAGAACUCUUACUAAAUACAAGACCUUACUCGAUAAUAGGAACAAGAGUGAGCCGUAUAUCAAAAAAGGUUUCGCAGAUGUCAUGACACAGAAACAAGUCAGAGAGUAUCUGGACAUCAAUUCUAAGACCGGUUUGAAGAGAGGCUCAGCUCAAGAGUUGAAGCGACUUUGUUUGGGAUUGUUUGAAGCAUUGAAUGACAAGUCGAUAGCUUUACAACAUCAAAGGAAAACUAACCAAAUUCUGGCAAACCGAAUAACAGAAUUGGAGAAAACUUUAGAAAGUUGGUGCAAUGGACAGAAAUUCGUUCCUAUAUUCCCAUCACAGAUGCUAUUAGAAGAACUGAACGAUACUAGCUCCACCAAAUCAGACGAAUCUAGAGGACGUACUGCGAAAGAUUCAGAAAACAACAGAAAUAAAAUAAAAUACACAGACAGCGAGGAAGAAAUAAAUGACAGUAAAGAAAAUAUACAAGAAAUGACUUAUUAUGAUGGUGAUACUAGAAAGUUGACUCAGAAAACUGUUCUUCCAAAGGAACUGCAGGACUUGGUGAUGGAAGCAGCUAAGGAAAUUAAGAUGAAUCAGAAAUAA